GGUUUACAUAACACGGGUCGGGCUGGUUGUAUGUCUUUUAUGGGAAUUGAGAUCCCAUACGUACGGUUUUAAACUUUCAAGGAAAGCGCGGAAUGAAUAAUCUGGUCGCACUGUUGUCAUCACUACCGUUUAUCACACUACAUAUGUGUGAACCUAGCUGUCCUCCCAAUAUUGCAGAACUCGCACCCAACGUAUGCUUAUUUCGCAAUGGUUCAGUCCGCUCAUACUGCGAAGCACACAAAGUUUGUGCGGACUAUCACGAGCUCCAUGGUGUACACGCCUUUCUUAUUGGAAAAGAUACUAAUUACAUAGAAAAAUUCGAUCGUGCAAGCAUACCCGAUAUAGAAACAUUUACCAGUAUAAACAGCCUUUAUCGUACCAGACCACAUACCGGAGAAGCAUGGCGUGUGGGUGACCCGAGGGAAGCAAACUUUACAACGAGCGGGAUGGAAUUUAGCUGGAAUAAGACCGGUGGAUCUGAAAGCCGCAUCGUUGUGUACUGGCACCAGAAAUUGGUCGCUGUUCCCCAGCGGGACCAGAUGGGUGUAGCCAUGUGUCAAUUCUCUCCAUCCGUGCACAACUUCUCAGCUGUGGAACAGUUCAGAAAAAACUGGCCUCCGCAAGGUGAGAUUGUAACAGAGGGUGACUCGGCAAAUGGCUGUUGGGAAGUCAAGACAGUUCACUCAAAGAUACAAUGUGCAUUCAGCUGCAAGAUCCAUCAUUAUUGCCGUUCGUUUUACUACAAUGAGAAAACAAAGGAAUGCAAGCAAUCGAUUUAUGUAGACUCUUCUCUGUUCGUGCAAGAUAUCAAUUCGGCUGGUGAGUGGGUUCGUUUCGGAAGACCAUUCUGGGGAUUCUAA
Opisthorchis viverrini is the source of this 860-nucleotide messenger RNA. RefSeq lists its product as hypothetical. The record is from RefSeq and is a predicted model, not a curated record. Lineage: Eukaryota; Metazoa; Platyhelminthes; Trematoda; Opisthorchiida; Opisthorchiidae. The transcript has 2 exons. The coding region runs from base 93 to 860 and encodes 255 amino acids.